GGUAGCGAGAACCGUUGUGCCGCUUUGGAGACCGGUGGCGGCGGGCGCGGUGCGCUGGUGGCGGUGGCGCGCCUCACAGAUCUCGAUCGGUGCUGCGGCAGCCACUCCGUCACAUCGAUCCUCACUUGCUUGGCCCGCCGGGUACGAGUACACUGGACCGCAAGGCGUUCGCAUGUAUGUGUGGCCCCGCUGGGCUAUGUAUCCAGUCGACGGACACUCUCGCUAUAGAUCGCAGCCUAGAAGCGGCCACGAAAAAAACUCGCUGCUACGUCUCUACUGGUACCGAUCCCAGCAUCAGCAAACCACUCGAACCUUCACUCGCAGCCUCCUCACGAUCCACAGCGCCCAAGAACACCCGUUCAUCCCCCGUGAGAAGCCGCGCCGACGAGCAGGUGGUGGGCGCUGUGUCUCGCUCCAGCCCGGGCUCUUCUCGCAGUGCUCCUGACGACGGUGCUCGUCAGCCAGUGAUAGAUUGCACGGACGCAGAACGGGUGCGCCGUCCGAGCUGCAGUCUGCGCGCGCCGCGGCGAAGAGCGGUUCGUUCCAGAUCCCUGCCAGGGGAGCCGUCUCGUCUGUGGAGGAUCGGCACCGCCGGACUGGCCCGUGGCGCGCAGGGCGGUGCGACGGCAGGCCCCCACACAAGUCAAGUCGCGCUGAACACACGCAUCCUAAGUCCUACCUCCCAACCUACCAGAUCCCGCAUCGCAAAUCCCCAGCCCGCAAGCGCUCCUCCCCCUCCAGGUUCUCCCGCUACACCGUCUCGUCUCGCCCAUUUCGGAUUCUGGACCUCGCCGUCCGGACUUCUACCUGGAAACACGCGCGCAGCCCGGUCCCCAGUGGAAACCGCGCGUCGUCUCAAUCGCGGCCGAGGGAGGACGCUCUGAAGCCGCAAAUAUGGCUGAAGCUAAACGUUGAGGGGUGGCAGCGGGCGCUGCUGAUCCGCGCCGCAGCCACCGCCUGGCCGAUGCGUUCGGAGAACGCACCCCUUCUGUGUCUGUGUGUCUGUGUCUCUGUCUAUUUGUGUAUCCGCGUCCGUGCGAUAGUCGGUGGGGGGUCCGGGCGGGAUGGACUCGGACUCAGGAGCGCGGCGGGCCGGGCGAGGGUGAGGGGGGUGAGGGUUCGACGCAGCGAGCUAAGUAGUAGUAGGAGGGGUGGACUUGAAUGGGCA
Molecule: messenger RNA, 1168 nt
Organism: Fomitopsis serialis
Lineage: Eukaryota; Fungi; Basidiomycota; Agaricomycetes; Polyporales; Fomitopsidaceae
Exons: 3
Coding region: 177-884 (235 amino acids)
Source: RefSeq, a predicted model, not a curated record